This is a messenger RNA of Monomorium pharaonis (pharaoh ant), 4684 nucleotides long. RefSeq names its product sodium/bile acid cotransporter 7. The transcript is spliced from 6 exons. The coding region runs from base 2903 to 3892 and encodes 329 amino acids. Lineage: Eukaryota; Metazoa; Arthropoda; Insecta; Hymenoptera; Formicidae. Gene Ontology annotation, cellular component: plasma membrane. The record is from RefSeq and is a predicted model, not a curated record.
AAUGUACGUAAUGUAUGUAUAUAAAAUAAUUGAAUUAUAUUUUGUUUUCUAUAUUGAGAUUUGUAUCGUUUUAUAUAACAAAAUUACACAUUUUAAUAUACUUUUAUUAUGCAAACGUAUUAUCUUUUACAUGCAAGUUACAUCAUGCUCGCAAAAGUACCUGUCGAUCGCGUAUUACGAGCUCGCUUUAUAAGACUUUUUAUUUUCGUCAAUUAUGACAUACAGCAUGCCAAUAAAUAUAUUUGUAUUUUCUAUAAUAGCGCUACUAAUUAUAUGUAAUUAGUAGAAAUUCAUUGACAGGGAUUUAUAAUGAGGAUAUAUAUAUAAAUAUAUAUGUAAUUAAUAGAUCUGAUAUAUUUUGCGUGUCUGUCGCCUAGUUUGUCAUGCAAAAAAAACCUUCCUUUUUUGACACGAAACCGGAAAUCUUUUGUUCAUCGAAUGUGAUACAUGCGAAGGAAAAGUUUAUGAUUUUUGUAUGUGUAUUUGCAUAAUAUGCCUAGUUUUAAGACAUUAUUUUAUUUAUAUAAGAAAAACAUUCCGAAAACGUUGUAUGUAAAAAAGUACAUGCAUGAAUACCUUUUUAAACGAAGAAGGAAAAGCGAAGUUGCGAUAUGCACGAACAGCAGGACGAGCUUUGGACUUGAACGAGUUCGCGCCUUGCUUAAAUAAAUGUUUAGCAUUUAAACACAAAUUGUUUUAAUUAUUAUUAAUCAUUAUAUAAUUAUUAAUAUUACUAUUAUUAUUAUAAAUAAUAAUUAACUGAUUGUUACGCUUUUCAUUCUUAUUACUUCCAUCGUGUAAUUACAGAGAAUGUUACCUCGCGCAAAAUCUAACUCAGGCGGGCACUGGUAAACGAGGUGCUGUCUGCAUGUACGAAUUUAGACGGACUUAGCUCGUAAGGAGAGUUUCUGAAUAAAAAUCAACAGUAUCUCGGAAACGUAUGACCUAAUUUCACAUUGAGCGUAACGAGUCGCGCUGUGAUUCGAUUGGAAAAAAAAGGUUGUUAAUGUUGUACGUUGUGCGUCUCCACAUCAUUGAAUUUUCUCCUGCUAACAAUUUGUGAGAUAACGUUACAUUUCCAAAUCAAUAAAGGAGAGAAAUAUUCAGAAUGUUUAAUGAUUUAUGACAUCCUACCAUCACCAAUUUAUCUCAAACGACAUCGCAAGGAUGUUCUGAAGAUUCUGUUAUACAACAAUGAUUGCAAUUAAAACACAUUUUAAUUAAUAUGUAUUUUUUUUCUUUGAAGUGAUCAUGCAAUUCAAAAGAAAGUCAAAGAAGAUAUACUUGCAAUAGAGAAACCAAAUUUAUUAACGGAAAAAACACAAUGAGCAGUACAUGAGGAAUAGCAAAACAAAGCCAAACUCAUGUUCCCUAAUUGGAACGUAAGGAUGCUGAUAUAAAAUUUCUAUUAUACUGACAAUAAUAUAUAGUACUAAUUAUAAAAUGUAUUAUUUUAUCUUGAUGUUUCAUAGAUAUGUACAUCUAGAACUCAAUAAUACUUAUAGUACUUUUAUUUAAAACUUAUUAUCUAUAGAGAUAAUUGUACAAAAAAAAUUGUAACUUUGUAGCAACGUAUAUAACAUAUUGUAAGUAUGCGUACGUGUUUACAAAGUAUUUAAUAGAAGUUUAAUAAAAAGUCAAAUUUAAUUAAUGUAAUCAUAAAUUUCUAUUAAUAAUCAAUAAUGCCAUCGCUCUUCUUCAAUUAUACAAUCAGGUCCCCGGGACCCAUUUGAUUGAGAUGAAAAUUUGCUCAGGGUUGACGUUCUUUAAUAGUAUCUCGUCGGUGCGCGUAUCCACGGAAACGGUUCCUUCUUCCCUGAGGAGGAUAAAGAGGAUUGCGUGUUAAGUGUCGGUGGCUGACGAUUACGUUGCUUGGUGCAGUUCCGUCGAUGUAAACGGAGAAUCAUCGAAAUUAAAAACGGGAGGAACAAUAAUAUUAAUUCUCAGCGCGAACUGCGUUGCCGACUGAUAGAUAACCUCUUCAACGUCGUAAAUAAUUCCGCAUGUUAUUACGUUCUGCGAAACGCUACUCCUGCGACAAGUUCACGAUUUCACGAACCCCUUUUUAGAUUCACGGAUUACGUAGCUCGCAAAUAUUCUUUAUAUUGUCAAUUAUGAAUGAUGUACAAUAGCGUGUAACACGAUGCAUGUAACGAUUAAUAAUAGCUGUCAAAUAAAUAAACUUCUAUGUAUGAGAGAAACUUCUUUAUUUAAUUAGCACAUUUUUCAAUUCCUUGAAUAUAUCACGGACAGUAUUAGUCCUGAGCAACACGUUUCAUCUUUACAUUUUCGUCCAUUGCUUCCAGAUAUCUGCAUAAUAUUUGCUUUCCUGCAGCACAAUAAGACGAUAGAGAUGGAUGAUUGCAUAAACGAGUCAUCAAAGUUGACACUUAAUUGUGCCUUAAUUGAAAUUAUUUAUAAUUGGACACGCUUUAACAAGAAUAUAUUUAUCUAAAUAAUAUUAUCUUUUUUGCGUUCUCUUCAAUAAAAAAUCGUUUUUACGAUUAGGUUUAUAAAGAAUAUAAGAGUUUUAUAUUGAAAUUAUUUCUUAUAUUAUCCUGUUUAUAGUCUAAUUGUAAUUGCUAGUUUAAAUUAUAAUUAUAUUGGUAGAUUAAUAGGAUGCAUUUGCAGCAAGUUUCUUAUGAUUUUAUGCAUCUUGUUUCUAAGAGCAUUUCAGUGAGAUUGACGAGAUGUUAUCAAUUAAUUUAAAUUAUUUGAGACCAGGUUGUACAGUUAGAUUAACUAACACAAAUUAAUUUAUGUUAAUGGUAACAAUGUCUUAAAAUUGAAGAAUUAAUUUGAUAUAUAUCUCUCGCUGCUCUUUUCACCUUAGUGAUGGUUUUUGUAGAGUGAAAAUUUAGCUUUCACGCAUGCUUCUUUAGGUACUUUAAAGUAAUUUAAAAUGUGCAUAAAGAUCAGUCCACAGCCAAGAAAGAAAAUUAAUCUCUUCUAUCGAUAUAGAUAUGUUCUCUUGAUGCUCACAUGCAUGGUAUGUGCUACUAUUCAACCGCACAUUGGCGGAACGAACGGUAUAAUCAAUGGUAACUUUAUUAUUCGCUAUUUUGCCGUGCCUUUGAUGUACUUGGAAGCUGGAUUAUUAUGCGAUCCCAAGUCUCUUUACUCAACUUUAAAAAAUGGCUAUCUUUUGACAUUUGUGAUGGUUUUUGUGUACAUUUUAAUGCCUUUUCUAGCAUGGAUUGGGACGCAUCUGUUGACCUAUGCAAAAGUUAAUAUAUGGCUACUCAAAGGAAUGAAGGUCCUUUACUGCAUGCCACCUCCAUUUAGUACGGGACUUGCUCUGUGCCGUUUGGCACAGGCUGAUUUGCCUACGAGCGUAAUUACCACACUGGUAUCGCACUUUGGAGGAUUAUUCUUAUCUCCUCUUUUACUAUAUAUAAUGUUAGGAACAUCCACUCCACCAUUAGUUGGGAUUAACAUCAAGGAGACUGUAUACAGCACGCUUAUUCCAUUGGGAACGGGUAUCAUCUUACGAGAGUUUAUAUUGAAAGACAGAUGCUUGAAUGUUAAUACAAGUUGGUUCUCCCAGAGUUUAUUGUUAGCAAUAGCGUAUCACUGGUUUUGCGACGCUGUUCUAGCUGAUGCUUCAUCAUUGCAAGCAGUGGAUGUACUGUUUUGUGUACUUAUUGCGUGCCUAGGUCAGCUCCUUCUUAGCAGUCUAUGCUGGAUUCUGUGCUCCCAGUGGAUGCCACGAAAUAUUUUAUUAGCCGCAUUAUUUACCAGUACUCAUAAAUCUGUUAGUCUUGGUGGAUGGAUCUUGCGUGGGGCGUAUCACGGCUCGGCUCAUGGACCAGCAGUAAAUCUACCAUUGACAAUAUUGCCUGUUGCACAAUUAUUGUUAGGUAGUUUAUUAGCCAGCUGGCUGGCACCAUAGGAAAAAAAUUGAAUUUAUAUAACAAUGCCUAUACUUCGAUUUUGAGACAUAGUUUUAUCUUCUGACUUUGUCAUUUCUGAGGUUUAUGACAAUUAAAACUCCAUUUUUAUGCUCUACCUCUAUCUUAAAAAAAAUUGGUUAGUAAAAUUAUGGAUUAACUUUAUAGAGUAUUUAAUCAAAUUAGAUUGUUUGCUGCAUAGAAACAUUAUAAAAAAGAUAAUUUAAAUAAAUAUAUCAAUUGUCAACAUCUUUCUCGAUUUUUUAAGGAUGUCAACUAGGUAACUCAAUGCAAAAAAUCAUUUUUAUAUUUUAUCAAUUUUAUUCGUUCGUUAAAAAAUGAAAUCAUCUAGAAUGAUCACGUUUUGAUGCGUAUACGAACGAACAAUUUUGCAUAUGAAUUUAUAUGUUACUUAUAAUUCUUAUAUAUUGUAUUCUUACAUGUGUAAUUUGUUACUUACCUCGAAACUGGAUGGAAUGGUUUUUGUGUAAGAAUCAUGUAUUACUGCUUUAAUCUUGGAUUGAAAGAAUUUAUGUAAAUAAUACGCUCAUAUGUAUAGAUAUAUAUCUCAUUGCGUUUUCUAGCAAUCCACUGACAUUUCUUAAAAAGAAACAAUAAAGAUGAUGUACAUUGUACUGCUCAUUAUUACAAGAACCGUUUUAAAUAGGUACAAUAGAUAAAAGUCAACAGCCAAUCGACUGAAAUGUUACGACUUACGAUUGAAUCAUACAAUAUAGAUACAUAUUUGUAUUGUAUAAAUUACAAAUAUAGUUUCCUCAUCUUCGAAUGGAAAA